Messenger RNA from Trematosphaeria pertusa, 465 nucleotides. RefSeq lists its product as uncharacterized. NCBI's taxonomy places the organism in Eukaryota, Fungi, Ascomycota, Dothideomycetes, Pleosporales, Trematosphaeriaceae. The record is from RefSeq and is a predicted model, not a curated record. The transcript is spliced from 2 exons. Gene Ontology annotation, molecular function: protein binding. The coding region runs from base 1 to 465 and encodes 154 amino acids.
AUGCCGCGGCUCAGCGGUAAGAACGUCUAUUUCGACGAAUCAUCCAAGGCAAACGUUAACAUCAAGGUCCAAGGCUACACACUCCAUGCUCACAAGGACAUCCUGCGACAGCAUGUGUGUUUCGACAACUGUUUGCGGUCCGGCACGUGGAGCGAAGCAUGCACCGGCAUCAUAAAACUACGCGAGCAUGCCUCCUAUGUCGUCAUUCUCCUAGAAUACAUCUACCACGGCCAUCUCAACACCUCAAAGAUUGACUGCAAGAUCGCCAAGCGUCUAGGCCGAUCCCACAAGCACCCACGGAACGACGCAUUCCACGCCGAACACGCCGAACACGCCAAGAUCCUCAUCGACCUCUGGGACCUCGGCGACCGCUACUUCAUGUCCGGCUUCUGCGCCCUCUGCGCCGACCACUUCACCGACCUCCUCGUCCACACGCCGGGUGCGCGAUACUCGUGGGACGUCUAG